UGUGUGUGUAUGUCACUUUCAUUCACCAAACGGAUUUGUUUAUAAGAUGUAGCUUGACUUUGUAUACGUAAUGAUAACAUGUUGAGAGGAAAUUGAAUUUAAGGUGUGUGAAUCAUUAUUAUAUUAUAAGAAGAAGUAGGGUAGCUAGGGCUAUAUAUUGUUGUUGUGAAAUCUAAGAUCAAAGGUUGCAUUGAUCGAAGAAAGAACAAUGAGACAAAGAAUGGAAAGGCUUGUGAUUCUUCCUUUCUCUGCUGGUUGCAUCUCUGAGGCCAGUGUUGCUGUUGGUGUUCCUCACACAAGAAGAUCAAAACCAUACACCAAUCCAUCACCUCCUUCAAUAAAAGGAGCAAAAGGUGUUGAGGAUUCAGAGACUUUGUCUGGUGAAAACAUGAAGAAUAACCUAUCCAAUGGCUUCAACAGACUCUUCAAGGGUUUCAAGAACUUCUCUCAAUUGUUUGUGGAGAAAGAUGAGUACGAAGAGGUGGAAAUAGACAUGGAAAUAGGUUGUCCAACAGAUGUGCAGCACGUGACACACAUCGGUUGGGAUGGCAUUGCAACUUCUAAUGAUCCCAUUAAAGGAUGGGAUCCUCUCAUUCCUCCACAACUCCUCUCUCUAUCAUCUCAAUCUUCUGCCCUCCAACACCCAAAACUUCAAACAUCAUCGUCAUCUCCUAAUUAGUAUUCCACCCUUUUAAGAAUAUUCUUAUAUGUCAAACUAGAAAUCUCACUUCAUGUAUCAAUCCUUCACAAUAUAUAUAUAUAUAUAUAUAUAUUGGUGCUUCAAUUUACUAUCUUGUUGAGUUUCUAUGUAAAUUUAUAAUUAAAACCAACGUCAAUAUGUGAAAAUAAGUAAUAAAACACAAACCUUGCCACGAACUAAUCAUGAUUCAUUUUAAUUUUCUCGAUCCUAUAAAUCCACGAAGUUGUAAUACUUAAAGUCUUGAAGAGUUCGUGUUAACAAGUUAGGGUUUCAUCAUCCAUGCAUGUAUAUGUAAUAGCAAAAGCUAUUAAGAAAUGGCAAGAAUAAGAGAGAGAAUUUAGCAUUUGUGACACGUUGAGAGUCAUAAAAUACAUCAUCAUUUACAUGCAUCUCUAUUGCACAAAUAACUCUUCAUUCAUUCACUGUCCAUUCAUAGAGAAUGAAUUAAUAAAAGAGAGAGA
This is a messenger RNA of Vigna angularis (adzuki bean), 1161 nucleotides long. Its product is annotated as CRIB domain-containing protein RIC4. The record is from RefSeq and is a predicted model, not a curated record. Bases 209 to 679 code for a protein of 156 amino acids. Lineage: Eukaryota; Viridiplantae; Streptophyta; Magnoliopsida; Fabales; Fabaceae. The transcript is spliced from 3 exons.